AUGGCCAAUUCUAUACGAAUUAUUAAUGAGAUCAUGCAGGCCGAAGAAGAAGAAACUGAAGCAAUGAUGACGAUGAUGGGUGCUGUUCAUCUUCAUCGCCGACGUCAAAGAGAAAAUCGAAUUUCACGUCAUGGUGGAUCUAUAAUGAAUCAUCGUGUCAUUGAUCGCAAUAGAGAAGAUGGUCACAAUAGAUUGUAUCAUGAUUAUUUUUCAGAUACUCCUACAUAUACAGAAACACAAUUUCGUCGAAGAUUUCGGAUGCGCCGACCAUUGUUCCUACGAAUUGAAGAAGCAAUUACAGCUCAUGAUACUUAUUUUAUUCAAAGAAUCGAUGCUGUGGGUGCUCGUGGACUCUCAUCUCUUCAAAAAAUGACAGCUGCUGUGAGAAUGCUUGCAUAUGGAACAGCCGCUGAUGCUGUUGAUGAUUAUGUAAGAAUUGGUGAAAGUACAGCAAUAGAGAGUCUAAAAAGAUUUGUUAAAGCAGUCGUCGAAAUAUUCGGUCCUGAAUAUUUGAGACGACCAAAUGAUGCUGAUGUGGCUAGAUUAUUGGCAGAAAACGAAGAACGCGGCUUUCCUGGAAUGUUGGGGAGUAUCGACUGCAUGCACUGGAAGUGGAAAAAUUGUCCCACUGGAUGGCAAGGUAUGUAUACAGGUCAUGUUCAUGAACCAACUAUUAUUUUAGAAGCAAUAGCUUCAAAAGACCUUUGGAUUUGGCAUUCUUUUUUUGGAUUGCCGGGAUCAUUAAAUGAUAUUAAUGUAUUGGAUCGAUCUCAUCUAUUUGAAGAUUUGGCAGAAGGUCGUGGACCUGAAGUGAGGUAUACCAUCAACGGGCAUGAGUAUAAUAUGGGAUAUUAUCUUGCCGAUGGUAUAUAUCCUUCUUGGCCAACAUUUGUUAAAACUAUCCCAAAACCACAAGGUAACAAAAGAAAAUAUUUCGCAAUUGCACAAGAAUCUACUAGAAAGGAUGUUGAAAGAGCAUUUGGAGUGUUACAAGCUCGAUUUGCAAUGAUUCGCGGGCCAUCACGCUUUUGGGAUGUAGGCACAAUGAAAUAUAUUAUGACAGCUUGUAUAAUUCUGCACAACAUGAUCGUGGAAGAUGAAAGACAACUACCUAUUGAAGAAGAGAACUGCGAUACAAAUGGUGAAAUACCAUUUGUUACUCCGAGUCGCAGUCGUCCAAAUGAUGUUAGAGAAUUCAUACAAGUUCAUCAACAAAUUCGAGAUAAGCAAGUACAUUUACAAUUGCAAAAUGAUCUAGUAGAGCAUCUUUGGCAGAUCCACGGUGGUGACAUCAACUAA
Messenger RNA from Daucus carota subsp. sativus, 1299 nucleotides. RefSeq lists its product as uncharacterized. The record is from RefSeq and is a predicted model, not a curated record. Lineage: Eukaryota; Viridiplantae; Streptophyta; Magnoliopsida; Apiales; Apiaceae. The coding region runs from base 1 to 1299 and encodes 432 amino acids. The transcript has a single exon.